AUGAUAUAAGAGAAAAAAUAUUUUAAUAAUAUAAAACAAUUUUUAAACUCUUCACUUUAAUAGUUUUAGGUUCUCCAUAUUGCUCUAUAAAAUUGUGGAAAUUAAAUUGGUGACGAUGGUGUUUAAAACUUAGGUCUUGGUUUAGAAUAGUGCACUAAUCUCUCAAAUUUGGCUCUUGAUCUAAGCUACAAUAAAAUUGGUGAUAAAAAUGUAUCAGACUUAGGUUCUUGUUUAGGAAAGUGCAAGAAUCUCUAAAAUUUAGCACUUAAUCUUGAGUACAAUUAAUUUGGUUUAAUUGGAGCAUAAGGCUUAGGUUUUGGUUUAGGAAAUUGCACUAAUCUUUCAAGUUUGGAUCUUCUUUUAAGUUCGAAUUAAAUUGGUUUUGAAGGUGCAUAAGGCUUAGGUUUUGGCUUAGGAAAAUGCACUAACCUCUCAAAUUUGACACUUGAUCUUAGUUGGAAUUCAAUUGGUGAUGAAGGUGUAUAAGGCUUAGGUUCUGCUUUAGUAAAGUGCGCUAAUCUCUCAAAUUUUUAACUUGAUCUUUUUGGAAAUAAAAUUGGCGAUAUAGGUGCAUCAGGCUUAGGUUGCGAUUUAGAAAAGUUCACUAAUCUCUUCAAUUUGACACUUGAUCUAAGGUAUAAUUAAAUUGGUGCAAUUGGUGGGUCAGGCUUAGGUUCUAGUUUAGGAAAAUGCACUAAUCUCCAAAAUUUGACACUUAUUCUAGAUGGAAAUUAAAUCGGUGCAAAUGGUACAUCAGACUUAGGUUCUGGUUUAGGAAAGUGCGUUAAUCUCUCAAAUUUAACACUUUGUCUGAUGUCUAAUUAAAUUGGUGCAAUUGGUGUAUCAGGCUUAAUCUCUGGUUUAGGAAAAAGCACUAAUCUCUCAAAUUUAAAACUCAAUCUUUCUUCUAAUUAAAUUUGUGAUGAAGGUUCAUCAAGCUUAGGUUCUGGUUUAGGAAAUUGCACUAAACUCUCAAAUUUGGCUCUUUAUCUUGAGUCUAAUUAAAUUGGUGAUGAAGGUUCAUCAAGCUUAGGUUCUGGUUUAGGAAAUUUGACUAAUCUGUCAAAUUUAACCCUUGAUUUUUCUAGGAAUUAAAUUGGUGAUAAUGGUGCAGAAGGCUUAGGUUUUGGCUUAGGGAAGUGCACUUAUUUCUCAACUCUGAAGCUUCGUCUAUAUGGAAAUUAAAUUGGUGACAAUGGCGCAUAAUGCUUAGGCUCUGGUUUAGGAAAAUGCAUUAAUCUUUCAAAUUUGAUUCUUCACAUUUCUAAAAAUUAAAUUGGUCAUGAUGGUGCAUAAGGCUUAGUUUAUGGUUUAGGAAAGUGCACUAAUCUUUCAAAUUUAAGGCUUGAUCUUAGUAAAAACAAAAUCUAUCAAUCUUAAUAAUUGAAAGUAAAGUGUCUCAAAUAAAAAAGAUUAGUUGCCUUAAAAAUAAAAUCUAUUUGA
Molecule: messenger RNA, 1443 nt
Organism: Tetrahymena thermophila SB210
Lineage: Eukaryota; Ciliophora; Oligohymenophorea; Hymenostomatida; Tetrahymenidae
Product: kinase domain protein, putative
Exons: 17
Biological process (GO): nucleocytoplasmic transport; activation of GTPase activity
Cellular component (GO): nucleus; cytosol; perinuclear region of cytoplasm
Molecular function (GO): small GTPase binding; GTPase activator activity
Source: RefSeq, a predicted model, not a curated record